UGGGCUCCUAGGGUUAGGGUUUUGAGCAGGAGGAAGGAGACGAUGUCGGCCACGCUGCUGGAGCAAGCUCGAUCUGCGCAUGACGACAUCGAGCGUUUGGAGCGAAUGGUGGUCAAGGAGCUCCAGAAGGAGGUCAAGUCACACAAGGAUCGAUUGUACCAGAGUCAUCGCGUCAAGAUGAUGCUGGAAGCGAUGACGCUGGCGACUUCUAAGCUGGUGGAUAUCUACGAAGACGCUGAUGGUGCCAGGAGUGAUGAGAUUGCUGCGCUUGGAGGCCAAACCGCUCCCGGCCAGAAUAAUGUCUUUAGCGCUUUCUACGAUCGGCUCAAGGAGAUUCGCGAGUACCAUCGACGACACCCAUCACUCCAAGCCAUGGAAGUCGAUGAUCUGGAACAAGUUUUCCAGGAAGAACCUUACAUCGAGUUCAGUGGAGAGGAAGGGUAUGGGCGGUUUCUCGACCUGCACGAGUUGCAUCAACGCUACGUGAAUUUGAGCUUCGUGAAGAAGAAGGAUAAAGAGCAGCAGCUGGAGUACUCGGCCUACAUCGAGACCUUCUUUCAACUGCACAAAAUUCCUCAGAUGCACAAGCUCUCAAGACAGUACACUGAAUACGUGGAGGAUCUGAUGCAUUAUCUUGUGUCUUUUUACCAGAGAACUCAGCCCCUACAGGACAUUGAGAAAAAACUCACAAAGGUCGAGGCAGAGUUUGAGGAGCGAUGGCUCGCCGGGAAGGUAGAAGGCUGGGAAAACAAAGGAGUGAAGAAUUUGAAUCCGAUCAAUAUUGAUAACUAUCACUCUCCUGAAGAGCUUGUGCAGCUUGGGGGAGAGAGGCUAAAACAGUCACUGGCAUUUUUGGGCCUGAAAAGCGGAGGAACUGUCCAGCAACGCGCGGAGCGGCUCUGGCUUACAAAGCUCCAACCACUGGACCAACUUGACAGUAAGCACUUCGCUAAAGGAAUGAAACCGAAAAAGAAUGGUGACGAGUCUCUUCCAAAUAUCAAGGACAUUGCAUUGAACGAAUGUCGGAUACGUCGCUUGACUGAGCUACUUCAUGAGGCCAUCGAGGAGACGAAGGGCCACGUGGAGAAGAAGCAGGCAUUCACCUACGAGGAAAUGGAAGAAGAGCGGGAAGAACAAGUGGAAGUACAACCGGAAAGUGAGAGCGAGGAAGAGGAGCAGCAGUUUUACAAUCCGUUGAAGCUGCCGAUGGGGUGGGACGGGAAGCCGAUUCCAUAUUGGUUGUACAAGCUUCACGGCUUGGGCCAGGAGUUCAAAUGCGAGAUAUGUGGAAACUCUAGCUACUGGGGGCGAAGGGCCUUCGAACGACACUUCAAAGAAUGGAGGCAUCAGCACGGCAUGCGCUGCUUAGGAAUACCAAACACGAAAAACUUUCAUGAGAUUACUUCCAUCAAGGACGCAAAGGCGCUGUACGAGAUCAUCCAGGAGCGGUCGGGCAUGAACAAGUGGCGCCCGGACCUGGAAGAGGAGUACGAGGACAGGGACGGGAACGUCUACAACAAGAAAACUUACACCGACUUGCAACGACAGGGGCUCAUCUAAGGCACCAUUGUCUCUGUAUGUAUACUACUAACAUCUUCUAUUCGCUGUCCACAUUUUUGGAUCACAAUCAAAAACUAUGAGCAGCAGCUGUGCUGUGGAACUCUCAA
This is a messenger RNA of Selaginella moellendorffii, 1667 nucleotides long. RefSeq names its product splicing factor SF3a60 homolog. Bases 43 to 1560 code for a protein of 505 amino acids. The transcript has 11 exons. Gene Ontology annotation, biological process: mRNA splicing, via spliceosome. The record is from RefSeq and is a predicted model, not a curated record. Gene Ontology annotation, cellular component: nucleus; spliceosomal complex. Gene Ontology annotation, molecular function: RNA binding; zinc ion binding. Lineage: Eukaryota; Viridiplantae; Streptophyta; Lycopodiopsida; Selaginellales; Selaginellaceae.